AUGAAAGGAAAUAACAUAGAUUGUAAUAAAAAAGACUACUACUUUACACAUGAAUCAGUCUUCAACUUCUUUAAACGUCUGUCUCCAGUACUCUUAUUUUUAUCAGUAAUAUUUACAAUGGGUCUUUGUAUUGCUGUGCGUUUAUUUGCAGUAGUGAGAUAUGAAGCUAUUAUACAUGAAUUUGAUCCCCACUUUAAUUACAGAACUUCCCAGUAUCUAUCAAACAAUGGUUUUUAUGCCUUCUGGAAUUGGUUUGAUAGCAGGAGUUGGUAUCCACUAGGUCGCCCUGUAGGCCAGACCUUAUUUCCAGGAUUAAUGUUAACAGCAGAUUUUAUGAGGCGUUUAGCCCACCAAUUUGGUAUUUUAGUUAGUAUACGACAUGUGUGUGUAUUUACUGGACCUAUUAUGUCGAGUCUAUCUGCUUUAGCUUCCUAUUUACUGGUCUACCAGGUUAACGGAAGGAAUGAAACCGGAAUGUUAGCAGCACUAUUUACUGGUAUAUCACCAACAUAUUUGAGUAGAAGUGUCGCUGGAAGUUAUGACAAUGAAGCUGUUGCUAUAUUUGCUUUAAUUAUAAGCUUUGCAUUAUAUCUGCGAGCUAUUAAUGAUGGUCGUAUUUUAAGUUCGCUCCUAGCAUCCCUUGCAUAUAAUUAUAUGACUAUGAGCUGGGGAGGCUAUGUUUUUAUAAUAAAUACUAUAGCAAUAUAUAAUCUAAUAUUGGUACUCCUCAACAGAUUUACUUUCAAACAUUAUGUAGUCUAUACUGUUUUCUAUUUGGUUGGUACAAUUUUGAAUCUAAAUAUCCCUUUUGUAGGCAUUGGUGCUAUUAAGUCUUCAGAACAUCUUUCUUCUCACUGCUUGGCAUUUUUAGUUACAUGUAUUAUUCUACUCAACUCUAUCAAGGCGCUUCUGAGCAGAUCAACAACUCACUUCCUGAUUAAAAUAUUAACUAUUGUUAGUUUUAUAUUUGUUUGCUUCAUCUUUAUUUUGCUUACAAUAUCUGGCAAAACUCGUUGGGCUGCAAGAAGUAUGACUCUACUUGACCCUACAUACGCAUCUAAGCAUGUUCCAAUUGUUGCAUCUGUUUCAGAGCAUCAAGCAACAACAUGGUCACAAUAUAUAUUUGACCUGCAUAUAACAGCUAUAUUUUUUCCUUUAGGAGUUCUGGUAUGUGCAUAUUCUGUUUAUAUUAGUCAAAAAAACACCCCUUUAGAUAAGUCUCUCAGUCGAUCAUUUUCAACUUGCAUCCCAGAUACAGCAAUGUUUCUGGCUGUAUAUGGAGUUCUUGCUGUAUAUUUCUCUUCAGUUAUGAUCCGCCUCAUGCUUGUAUUAGGACCUGCAUCUUGCUGUUUAUCUGCUGUUGGCUUGUCGUUUGUUCUAUCAGCUAUCUUAGGUAGACCUAAGACAAGUCUUAUAGAGGAGACACCUCUUGUUCAAAAUUUAGCUUUGAACCAAUACUCAAAGUCUCAGAAAGAAGAUUGUGCUAAUGAAUCAAGUAAUUGGCUUGGAAAGUAUUUAGUUGCUUUUAUUCUCUUUGUACUAUGCAUAAAGUAUGUUACCCACAGUAUUUGGAGCUCUGCAGUUGCCUAUUCACAUCCAUCUGUAAUUACUUCAAAUCGUUUGAAGGAUGGAACUAGAUUAAUUCAAGAUGACUUUAGAGAAGCCUACUAUUGGCUGAGAAAAAAUACUCCAUACAACGCGAGAAUAAUGUCAUGGUGGGAUUACGGUUAUCAAUGUACUGAACUUGCUGAUAGAACUGUUAUUGUAGAUAACAAUACUUGGAAUACAACUCAUAUUGCGACAGUUGGACUUGCUCUUGCUUCCCCAGAAGAAGAAGCAUUCAAAAUUGUGGAAAAGUUAGAUGUUGACUAUAUAUUUGUAGUCUUUGGUGGAUUUGCAAGGUAUACUUCCGAUGAUAUCAACAAGUUUUUGUGGAUGGUUCGAAUUGCCUCUGGUGUUUAUCCACAAAUACAGCAAAAUGACUAUAUUUCUGAGUCUGGUUACUAUACUGUAGGUAAUGAGGCUCCAAAAGCUAUGCUGAACUCAUUAAUCUACAAGCUGUCAUACUACAGAUUUGCUGAGGUUCAGAAAGAUGGAUUUGACAUGGCAAGGAACUACAACAUUGGGAAGACUCAUUUUACUUUAUCUCAUUUUGAAGAAGUUUAUACUACUGAUAAUUGGAUUGUUCGUAUUUAUAAAGUUAAGAAGAGACCAAAUAGAAUAUAA
This is a messenger RNA of Cryptosporidium muris RN66, 2226 nucleotides long. RefSeq names its product oligosaccharyl transferase STT3 subunit family protein. Gene Ontology annotation, molecular function: oligosaccharyl transferase activity. Gene Ontology annotation, cellular component: membrane. NCBI's taxonomy places the organism in Eukaryota, Apicomplexa, Conoidasida, Eucoccidiorida, Cryptosporidiidae. The transcript has a single exon. Bases 1 to 2226 code for a protein of 741 amino acids. The record is from RefSeq and is a predicted model, not a curated record.